Messenger RNA from Styela clava, 4953 nucleotides. NCBI's taxonomy places the organism in Eukaryota, Metazoa, Chordata, Ascidiacea, Stolidobranchia, Styelidae. The record is from RefSeq and is a predicted model, not a curated record.
UAACAGAAUAAUUCUACAAUUAUAUAGUGCAGUAGUGAGGUAGGAAACCAUGAGUGGGGUCCUUCCCUUUGUGAGAGGUGUUGAUUUGACGCAAUAUGACUUUAAAGGAGGGAUGUUUCCUGAAAAAAUAAAGCAUAUGUCUGGAUUGAGAUGGCUAAGACUUGAUCGCACAAAUCUCUGCUAUCUUCCUGAAGAAUUGGGUGACUUGAAAAAGUUGGAAGAAGUGUCCGUAUCAAGAAAUGGUUUAACUUCACUCCAUGGCGAUCUGGCUUCCUUGACACAAUUAAAAGCAAUAAAUGCCCAUCAUAAUCAAUUGAAAAAUGCAUCAGUACCAUCAGAUAUUUUUUCUCUUGAAGAGUUAACCACACUAGAUUUGAGCCAUAAUUUAAUUACAACUGUACCACCUGAAUUGGAAAAUUGUCGCAGUCUUCUUGUUUUAAAUCUCAGUAACAAUCAAAUUGAUUCGAUUCCACCACAGAUGUUUAUAAAUCUCACUGAUUUGAUCCAUCUUGAUUUAAGUGGAAACAAUCUUGAAACACUUCCGCCACAAAUGAGAAGACUUGUGCAUUUGACUACCUUAAUUUUAAAUGAUAACCCAAUGGUACAUGCGCAAUUACGACAACUUCCAUCCAUGAUUGGCAUCAAAACUUUGCAUCUACGCAACACACAACGUUCUCUAUCUAAUUUUCCAAGUAGCUUGGAUACAUUGAAGUUCUUAGAAGAUGUGGAUUUAUCGCAUAAUGAAUUUACUCGUAUCCCUGAGUCUUUAUAUACUUGUCAAACUCUCAGACGUCUCAAUCUAUCCAACAAUCAGAUUCAUGAGCUCUCACUCCUUGUUGACUCGUGGACAAAAAUGGUGACAUUGAAUUUGUCAAACAAUCAAUUGACUUCAAUUCCGACAUCAAUGAGCAAAAUGCAAUGUCUGAGAAAAUUGUUUUUAAAUGAUAACAAGUUAGAUUUUGAAGGAAUACCAGGAAGCAUUGGCAAAGUAAUGAGUUUGGAGCAAUUCUGUGCUGCAAACAACAAUUUGGAACUAAUACCCGAAGGUUUGUGUCGAUGUUUGGAUCUCAAAAAGCUUAUUCUAACCAACAACCGGCUUGUCACCCUGCCUGAAGCCAUACACUGGCUUGAGCAUCUUGAAGAACUAGAUGUAAGGGGUAAUCCUAACAUUAUUAUGCCACCUAAGCCACGAAUGCAAACAGAGGCACCAGAUAAAGUAUACAACAUAGAUUUUUCGCUUAACAGUCAACUACGAAGGAUUGGUAUCACUCCCCCAGCUAGUACAGAAUCUGCUACUACUUCACACAAAGAUCACAUAGCUCGUCGACAUAGAUUACGUCGUAACAGGAAGGAUGAUGGUGGAAAGGCUGCGCAAGUGUUGCAAGGCUUGUCUGAUAUGGCAGCUGAUGAUAAAGUAAAGAAGUAUUAUGAUGACGAUGAAUCACAUGGUGCUUUGAUAAAAAGCUCAAAACGAUGGGAUGAACAACUUGAGAAACCUGAUGUUAAUUAUACUUCUCUUUUUUCUGAUGAAGUUGGUCAGUUUCCGGGUCUAACUCUGUGGCAGAUCGAAAAUUUUUAUCCAGUAUUGGUAGAAGAUUCCGCAUAUUAUGGGAAAUUUUAUGAAGCUGAUUGUUAUAUUAUACUAAGAACUGACCAAGAUGACAGUGGGAACCUAAACUGGCAGAUUUUUUACUGGAUCGGGCUUGAAUCAACAAUGGACAAGCAGGCAUGUAGUGCAAUCCAUGCAGUGAACCUUCGAAAUAUGCUCGGUGCAGAAUGUCGAUGUGUCAGAGAAGAAAUGCAAGAUGAAAGUGACGAAUUUCUUGACUUAUUUGAUAAUGAUAUCGCGUACAUUGAAGGUGGAAAUGUGAGUGGAUUUUACUCUGUGGAAAAAAUUGAAUAUCCUUUACGAUUAUAUGCAUUAAAAGGAACAAGAACCCUGACCCCUUUUCCUGUACCUGUGGAAUGGGCUUCUUUGGAUCCACACCAAGUACUUAUUUUAGAUAAUGGAAUGAUUAUUUAUGUUUGGGUUGGUGCGGCUGCAAAAGGAGUUGUUAGAUCAAAGGCAAGGUUAAUUGCUGAAAAAAUAAACAAAGAUGAAAGAAAGAACCAGGCUGAAAUUAUUAUGUCCUAUCAAGGAUACGAGGAAGGUGAUUUUUGGGAAUUGUUUGGCGGAAUGCCUGAUGAAAUAACACCCUCUGAUUUGAGUGUUUACAGAGGAGGACGACCAGCACUUUACAGGGUCAAUUUAGGAAUGGGGUAUCUGGAACUACCACAAGUAAAAUACCAGCUACUUCUGGAGCAUGAAACUAAACCAGAUCUUGAAUUAUUACCAAAAAAAAGAUUAGUUCCUACUCUACUCAAUUCAAAGGCUGUUUAUAUACUCGAUAGUCAUACUGAUGUAUUUGUAUGGAUCGGUCGUAAAUCACAGAGGCUAGUUAGAGCUGCAGCAAUGAAGCUCGCGAACGAAGUUAUGAACAUGAUACAUCGCCCUUCGUUUACCCUUGUGUCUCGACAACUCGAAGGUACGGAGAGCGUGAUUUUUAAAAGUUAUUUUCAAGGAUGGACCGAUGUUCUCAGAGUUGAUUACACCAAAGCUACAGAUCAAGGUACCAUUAUAAAACAAGAUAAAAAGAGCAAAGAAGAUCAGAUCGAUCUAUCGGCAAUAUUCAUGCCUCGACAACCCCCCAUGCCAGAUGAAGAAGCAGAACAAUUAAUGGAAGAUUGGAAUGAAGAUCUUGAACUUAUGCAAGGAUUUAUUCUUGACGGAAAAAAAUUUGCAACUUUGCCGCAAGAAGAAUUUGGGAAGUUUUACACAGAGGAUUGCUACGUAUUCUUGUGUAGAUAUUGGGUUCCUCCUCCAGAAGAUGAAGAAGAAGAUGAGGAGGAGGAUGAAGAUAAAGAACAGGAUGAUGAUAUUCAAUGUAUUGUGUAUUUCUGGCAAGGAAGAGAAGCUUCUAAGAUGGGUUGGUUAACUUUCACAUUCUCAUUGCAAAAGAAAUUCGAAGCUCUCUUCCCAGGUAAACUUGAAGUCGUCAAAAUGAAGCAACAACAGGAAAAUUUGAAAUUUUUGUCGCAUUUUCAUGAAAAGUUUGUUAUUUUCAAAGGAAGUAGGAAAGCUGCUAUUAAAAGAAAAUCAGAUAAUGAAGAGCAACCUCAGUUCUUUCAGAUUCGUGCUAAUGGUGGGGCUCUUACCACCAGAUGCAUUGAGAUAGAUACUGAUCCACAUCUGCUCAAUUCAGAAUUCUGUUAUAUUUUGAGCGUGCCGUUUAAUAGUGUUGACAUGACAGGGAUUGUGUAUGGUUGGAUUGGUAGAGUCAGUUCAUCUCACGAUGCUAAGUUGAUGGAGGAUUUAAUAUCAAUGAUGUUUUCUCAAGAUCACAGUAUACAAAUUAUAAAUGAAGGUGAAGAGCCAGAAAAUUUCUUUUGGGUAGCGUUGGGUUCUAAACCAGAUGAAUAUCCAGAAGACGCCGAAUACUUGCAUCAUUCACGACUUUUUCGUUGCUCAAAUGAAAAAGGAUAUUUUUCUGUUUCUGAAAAAUGUGCAGACUUUUGUCAAGAUGAUCUGGCUGAUGAUGACAUUAUGAUUUUAGACAAUGGUGAUAUUGUAUAUAUGUGGGUUGGUGGUCAAACGAGUCAGGUUGAAGUUAAGCUUGGUUUAAAGACUUGUACCGUUUACAUCCAACAUUUGAAGAGCAAGGAAAUAAAACGACGCUUACGUCUUGUUCGCAAAGGCAAUGAACCGAAAGAAUUUUCAAAAUGUUUUCAUGCUUGGGGCAAAUUUAUUAAAGCUCCAGAAUAGAUUUUAAUUCUUGUUAUAUUACUUGGAAUCUUAUAAUAUUUAUAUGCUAGAUAACGCAACUGUUGAUUCUUAUGAUUUCAUUGUUUCGAAAUAUUAUCUCCUAUAAUUGGUCAAUUAAUGAACAUGCUUGCCUUGCCAAUACUUUGCAUAUGUGUGUCGAUUUGUUUUAAAAUAAUUAGUCUAAAUUAAAUAUUGGAUACGAAGUGAAAUGGAUUGGAUUGCUUUUCUAAAUUGUGAAAAGAAAUUUUUUCCUGUUGAACAAAUGAGCCAAUCGUACUCGGGGAUGUGGGAGAUGGCUAUUACUUUUAUUUAUUUGAAAUGUUCUUGUGUCCUGCACAGGCGCCUCUUCAUAUUACAUUUUCUUUUGACAUUUGUCUGGAAUUUCACUGGCACUGCAGUGGCCAUAUGGGUCAUUUGAACUCCAUGUUUACAUAUUGAAUAUAUUUCAAUCCAUGGAAAUAAAUGUGACUUAAUACCACAUACACCCUAUAAUCUCCCUACAUAUGCGCAAAACCAGGUUUGUUCCAUAUAAUCUAGAUGCGAAAUUGAUUUUUUCUGAUGUCAAAUUUGUAAACAUACAAUUUCAAAUAUUCGUUGAUGAUUUUGUUUAAAUUGCUUCAAUUAUGACAUUCACCUACUGCACAAAACAUCUGGCACCAAUGUUUCACGAAGACGUUUUAUUUUCAUUUUGUUAGAAAUUUUUAUGUUUCAUCUCCAUGUUUGAGGAUGUGAAUUCAUGUAGAUUGUUUUUGCAUUGUCAUACAUGCAUGCAGAAGCUGAUGCCAUAUUCACCCCUAUUUUGCAGUCAAGUACUUUAAUUGUGAUUGUUUGUUAUCAACAAGAAUAAUAGUUUACUAUGAUGAUUUUUAAAAAAAACUUCAAUUAUCGAUUCCAAACUUUAGGUUUACAGCUCUGGUAUGACUUUUACAAGUUAAAUGUUCACACUAUUAGAAUUUUGAUUUGGGAACACAUAUAUGCCUGCCUGUACAUAAGUUUUGUAAUAGAAGAUACUAAGAGUACUAAUCCGAAAUCAAUUGUGGAAAAAUGAUUUUUUGUUUGCAUGUUACUUUUCAAUGUCAUUUGCUGGCUGGCCACAAUGAUAUGCAGUAUUUGGAUAUAUAAUACAAGAAUAUAUUCACGCUUCAAAGCAA